Fonsecaea erecta is the source of this 1377-nucleotide messenger RNA. RefSeq lists its product as hypothetical. Lineage: Eukaryota; Fungi; Ascomycota; Eurotiomycetes; Chaetothyriales; Herpotrichiellaceae. Gene Ontology annotation, molecular function: metal ion binding. Bases 1 to 1377 code for a protein of 458 amino acids. The record is from RefSeq and is a predicted model, not a curated record. The transcript has 4 exons. Gene Ontology annotation, cellular component: mitochondrion.
AUGGCUUCUCCGGCUUCGCUUGGCUCGAGAGCCCUGCGAGCUAGCAGUCGUCAUAUUCCCGUCACCUCCCUGCAACGGAGAGGUCUGGCCGCAGCUGCGUCCGGCAGCUUUCAGUAUGAGACGGGGGAUUCGUCGGGCGUCAAGUUCGCCAGCAGAGAUUUGCCAGGCCCAACGACUACUUUGACUGUCGUCGCAAAAGCCGGUACACGUUACCAGCCGCUGCCUGGCUAUUCCGACGCCCUCGAAAAGUUUGCUUUCAAGUCUACCACGAAACGAUCAACACUGCGCAUCACCCGAGAAGCUGAACUUCUCGGCGGCGAGUUGUCUGCAUACCAUUCCCGAGAGAACCUCGUCCUCCGAGCCAAAUUCCUGCGCGAAGACUUGCCGUAUUUCACCGAGCUGCUGGGAGAAGUUAUAUCAAAAACACGAUACACGACCCACGAGCUCAACGAAGAGGUGAUCCAUGUCAUGAAACUUGCGCAAAAAGGUCUCCUUGGAAGCCCUCUAUCGCUAGCACUCAAUUCCGUCCACGGUGUGGCCUUCCACCGCGGUUUGGGAGAGCCAUUAUAUCCCACGUCCUCGGUCCCGAUUCUCCAGUACCUUGAUGCUGAGGACGUUGCGAAGUUCAGCGACAGUGCCUAUGUUAAAGGAAAUAUUGCUGUUGUUGCCAAUGGUGCCAGUCACUCUGAAUUCUCCAAGUGGGUUGGCGAGUUCUUCCAAGACACUCCAAGUGGUUCCAAAUUGUCCAGCCCUGCUUCGAAAUACUACGGUGGUGAAGAAAGAAUCGCACACGCAUCUGGGAAUGUGUUUAUUAUCGGUUUUGAAGGGUCUAGCUCGUUCACCGCCGGGUCCUCGUACAAACCAGAAAUUGCAGUUCUGGCUGCGUUACUUGGAGGUGAAAGCAGCAUCAAAUGGUCCCCAGGCUUCUCCCUUCUGUCCAAAGCUGCACAUGAUUUCUCUCAGGUGCAAGUCUCCACUCAACACGCCGCGUAUUCCGACGCUGGCCUCCUCUACAUUACAUUCACCGGAAAUGCCACUCAGAUCGCCAAAGCAAGCCAGAACGCAGUCGACACGCUCAAGAAGGUGGCAGCAGGCGAAGUGGCAGAAGAAGACAUCAAGAAGGCCACCGCAUUGGCGAAAUUCAGAGCGCUUGAAGCUGGACAGCAGACACAGGCUGGUCUAGAAGCCACCGGAAAUGGACUCAUCGAGGGCGGGAAGCCUUUCCAGAUCGAUGAAAUUGGCUCGUCCAUCGACAAGGUCUCUUCAGACAAAGUCAAGGCGGCGGCGAAGGGUCUGCUGGAGUCAAAAGCAUCGGUGUCGGCAGUGGGAGACCUGUUCAGACUUCCUUUUGCGUCCGAGAUAGGCUUGACCGUUUGA